This is a messenger RNA of Zychaea mexicana, 339 nucleotides long. RefSeq lists its product as uncharacterized. Bases 1 to 339 code for a protein of 112 amino acids. The transcript has a single exon. Lineage: Eukaryota; Fungi; Mucoromycota; Mucoromycetes; Mucorales; Lichtheimiaceae. The record is from RefSeq and is a predicted model, not a curated record.
AUGGAGGUUUUCCAAGGCAACCGCGGCAUUUUAACUCACCGAGAAGGCAAAGGUAUGCUUCUGGAUGGCAACCUAAAAACCGAGCAAGAGCGUCACCGAGCGACAAGUACAAGCAUUCAGUUCUCGCCCAUGACAACUAUUGUUGCAACGCCCGCUAUUAGGCUUCGUCUCACCAAUUUGCCUCUCUUUGAUUUUGAUGAUUUAGAGCGAGGCCUACGCUCGUCACUGAAUCCUUCUGCUGUUGUUCUUGAUGUUGGCUUCACAUACAGCCCUAAAACUCAGGCAUACUGUACAUGGGGCCACGGCAUUGCUGUCACCGAAAUGGCCCACCUGGAUUGA